This is a messenger RNA of Letharia lupina, 471 nucleotides long. RefSeq lists its product as uncharacterized. The record is from RefSeq and is a predicted model, not a curated record. Bases 1 to 471 code for a protein of 156 amino acids. NCBI's taxonomy places the organism in Eukaryota, Fungi, Ascomycota, Lecanoromycetes, Lecanorales, Parmeliaceae. The transcript is spliced from 2 exons.
AUGCAGUCAGCUAUACUAAAUCUAUCGUCGAUUCUGACCUUGCUCUUCUUGCCUCUUCAAAUCUUGAACGUGGGGUCCGCUCUACCUUCGGACCAGGAUGUGCCUAAUGGCCAGGAGCGAGUUGGUGAGUGUGACAGCAUCGGGAAUUCGCUCAUGCCAUACAUAUCGCCCACGACCCAUGGUGGUGCCAUCCCGCCCUCACCCGGCAACGCGGUUGAUGGAAACAUGACUUCCAACUUGCGCAUUGUCGACUACACCAUGUCCAUGUUCGUUCCAUCGGCAGAUGCAACUCACAGUCAGCCUCGAAUGUACAAGCAAAUGUACGCCACCGCCGUCAAUUUGUCCACUUCAGUUGUGCCUUCGGUGCGUAUCACCUUCACGUACGGUGCUUUCACCCUGACAUUGACGACCCUUGCGCGAGUAGUCCCGCUGGAUGUCGUCAUUGCUGUGUUGCAAUUUCAAGACGCAUAA